UGUUGGUUAUAACAGAAGGCGAUCGCACGACUUCAUGGGCAGAAAGAAGGAAGAACAGAAACAGACAAAGCAUGGCUGAACAGAAAGAUGCUAAUCAUCUCAGAUGCUAGCAGUGAGAAAGAAGCAAGCAGCCCACGCAAAUACUUUCCAGAUCUCAAUGGCAAAAUACGCCUUAUCUACAUCAAAAACAGGGCAAUCGGAAAUGAGAAACCUUACACAUUUGAACGGACGACGGAGGCGUUCAAAUCAAUGGAUUAAAUCUUUGUACAACCUCAUCUAUGCUGGAAAUGUGCAGCAGUCAGAGCGUUUGGUUUCCAUAGUAACCACGGAAACACGCUGCCACGAACAAUAGGUAGUACUGGCUCGCGCGUUUAUUACAGACAUAAUCAUCCUAAUAUUAGCCUGUAUUAGCAUGCACUAUGCUUAGAAGUACAUUUGUAAGACUUUCUCAAAACUAGUGACAGUAGUUUACUUGAUACCAGUAGUUGGCUGCGCUGUAUUGAAUUACAAAAAUGGGGCCAGUGCACAGCAAUGUGUAUUGUGUUCUUGAGAGUCUCUUGCCUAUUGAAUUUUAAUAGCCAACAAAUUGGUUAGCUAACACACUGAGGAAAUGUAGGUCAAAGUAUAUAUCAGUUACUAUAAAGAAUAGCUAGCUAAUGCUAGAGUUCCUUUUUUGUAUAUAACUUAUGUAGCUUGCAGAGACAGCAGCUACAAGUAACAAAUAAACAAAGUGAACUGUCUGAAAACCUAGGAAGACAGUGGGGGUUGUAACAAACAUAGGGGACUGAGCAAGCUUGCCUUGACACACAUUUUUCUCUGGGGAAAAUGUACCUUAUUCAUAAAACAGAAAGUUGAGCUCGCAAAAUGAUUAAAGGUAAAGGUAAGCCAAAUGUAUAUUUCUCAGUCAUCCAACUUUAAAGAAGCAAUCAGCAGUGGUAACAACAGCAGAUCCCUGACCUUUUUUCUGUAAAAAGAUGAGGGAUAGGGCUGGAGAAAUGUAACCACUCUCAAAUUCAUAGACAGAGCUAUGGAUGCAGGACUGACCAUCCAUGCAUGAUAUCAAAACUAUAGUUUUAACCAUGUUUUGAAGCUAUAUAGUGUUUGUUUACAUUUACUUUGUUUACAAACAUUGAAAUAAAACAAGCUUAUAUUCUGGGUUCUGAUGGGGGAUGACAUUUGAACUAGCUAAGUUAUAUUAAGUUAUAUUCUUAGUUAUAUUCUUCAAUAAUGAAUGGGUACAUAUAAUUAAUUAAUAAGUAAAACAUGUUUUACUGCUGAUUGCCCCUUUAAGAGUGUGCUUUAUCAUUCAUUUCAACUUUAACAUAUAGCUUUGAAAUAUUUUGGAGAUAAUUUGACAGGCUCAAUUGUGUUACUGUAUUAGCGGAACUAGAGCCACUAUAGUGUUACUAUAGUUGCGGUACAGCUCUUUGUGUUAUUGCCCUAAGAGCUUGGCUACUUAUGCUAAGUUUGACUUCUCAUAUUUCAAGUUCACAUUGGUUAUUCUGGUCAAUUUUGUUGUGGUAUUUUAAUAAAAAAUAAUCUCUCAUUUUAAACUAUGAUUCUAUAUAACAUGUGUUUUUCCCCCCAAUUGUGGACAGCCAUAUGAACACUAGUGUUAAUCACUGGAGAGCAGGGGGGCGUGAUCAUGACAGCCCUGGGACCUGCUGGGAUAGGAGGGGCGGACCUGUGCCAAGAAGGAGACAAACUCUUAGAGACUGGAGAGUUGGGGAAAGCCACUGCUCUGUACAUAUCUGCCUUCAAGAGCCAUGCUGGAUCCACCAUUGGUCACAUGCGAGGCCUAGGGGGUUCCAGGUUGGCUAGGGUAAUCUCCACUCUGGAGACCUGGCUCAAUGGUCAUGGGGAGAUCCAGGCCUCCAUGGAGGGCCUCAACAAAGGCCUGGCAGCUGUGUUCCUAUCAACACUGAGCCCAAACAAUGUGUCUGCCUCUCUUUUCAAAAUGGAGUCCAUACUUCAGGGUGCCGGUCAGGGCUGUGACGAGAUUGUUGUACGCUGCUCAGCUUUGCUCGAAGGAAAGCAAAACCCAUGUCGAGAGGGUUCCACUUGUGUGGUUUUGGAGUUAACUAGAGCCCUCACCUGCUUGCUCUCAGACCCCUACAGUCCCAAAGGCCCUAGGCUUUAUCUCAAGGCUUUCCAAGACAAUAAAUUGGAGACUGUAAGACUGGUCAAGGGUAGACAAGCUCAGCACCUGCCCAAGAUAGUGAAGGCCUUCUCUGAGCAGAUUUUGCCAAAAAAUACUGAAAUGAAGUCUAGGGAGAGAGCGAGUGAGGUCAUCGGCAUUGUAGCAGAAGCUGCCUCUGAAUUCCUUGAGUUCUUAAUGGCUGUUUCGCCAGGUGACACAGAUGUGCAAGAGCUGCAAGCAACCUUCUUAUUUUCAUUAGGCAAGUUCGAAGAGAGCGCAGAUGUUUAUUCUGUUGCCUUGCAGGAUCAUUCACAAUCACAACCAAAGUCAGGUACAGGCAAGGUGGUUAAGGGGAUGCCAGCAGAAAGAAGAGCCAGUCUCUUGACCGGUAGAGCGGCCGCCCAUUUCUCCACAGGGGGGCGAGCCACGGAGUCAAGCCGGGACCUUGGUGAGGCUUUUGGAGUCCACCCUGCCACAGCACGACUGCAGUUCCAGAGGCUCUUCGUGGACCAGGGGACAGGAGCGGCAGCCCGCAUGCAACUGCGUCAGCAGGCAGAGAGAGGACUGUUGGGGUACAGGGAGACAGUCCUGGUCCGUCUUGACCUGCGGUCCUCUGAGGGCGUGGAGCUGCUGGACCCAGUGAUCGCCCAGCUCUGGGCGCUGUGCCACCUGGAGCCCAACGGGGGCAGCAGAGAGUUGCGGGUGCGGCUGGCCGAGUGCCUCCUCCUGCGGGGCGAGUUCCGAGAGGCCCUCUCCAUCUGCAGCCAGCUGGCGACCCACACAAACUCCCACACUCAGCAUAGCUACCAGAACACAGUGCAGGUGCUGCACGGCUACUCCCGUCUUCUCUCAGAUGACCACAAGGGGGCCCUGGAGGACUUUCAAACGGUGAUCGAGCACAAGGCACCCCACCCUUCCAGCUGUGUGCGGGCGCUGUGCGGCAGGGGCGUCCUGCGCAUGAUGGGGGGCCUGCACUACCUCACAGCCCUGGACUAUGUGACGGCGAGCAGGUUGCAGCCCCAGGACACUGCGCUGACCGUACGCUGCUUGGUUCCCUGGAACUGCCGCGGGCUGCUGCUCACCGUGCUGUUGGAGCAGGCCAGGGUCAUGCUGGAGGAGUGGACCGUAGAUCACAGCUCCAGCCUCAGUCCCUUGGAACAGCAAGAGCACCAGCAGACCAAACAGCUACAGCCUACGCAGACAAAAGAUGGCUACAAAGAAGGGACACCAGUUGGAGUCCACUCUCUGGCUGUUUUGCUGAUGGAGUUACAGCCCAGUGCUGACGCUCCUCAGAUCCUGGUGGCUGAUGCCCUGUACCUGCUGGGCCGGAUGGAGGAAGCGUAUCGCUUGCUGUUGGCCAUUGGGCCCACUAGCCCACGUGCACCCAUCCUGGCCCGCCUCACCCUGCUACAACUGCACCGGGGCUUCCUUUAUGAUGCCAACCAGGUCCAUCAUUAUCUGCUGAAGAAGCUGAUCCAGUGUGGUGAUACGAGCUGCUUGCGCCCCCUGCUGGCCGUGGCGUCUAAAAAGGACCGGCUGCUGCUGCAGGGCUACUGCCACUCUGCCUCCAAACGCAUCCUGGAGGGCCUGCAAGGCGAGUGCACCCUGAGGCAGGCCGUGGCCUAUCUGUCCAUCGCCAUCAUGGCCUCUGGAUGUGAGGCAGCAAACUCAUUGAUGGAAAGGGCCAGGUGCUAUGUCUUGUUGGGCCAACGCAAGACGGCCAUCUUUGAUUUCAGCUCCAUCUUGAAAGAGCACCCUGACCAUGUACAGGCCCUCUGUGGAAGAGGCUUCACCUAUCUCAUGCUAAACCAACAGAAGGAAUGCACUCAGGAUAUACUGGCAGCACUUCAAAUAAGCAUGGACGCCGUGACCAAAGACAUCCUAUCGCUCAAAGAUAAGGCAAGGAAACUGGUCUGUGAUUGGCUGCAGCAGUACUGCCGGACCAAUCUGUCAGAGAUCCUGGCGGCUAAGUCCGUCCCCUGCCAGGAAGAAGAGCUUCGAGAGGCCUUUCUAAUUGGAGGAGUCCUGAUGAGGACUGACUGCCGAGACACCAGAUGUCAUCUCCUCUACGUAGAUAUACUACUGGCCAAAGGUGAGGUGAAAUCAGCAGGAGCUCACCUGGCUCAGGUGUUUGGCCAGGAUCCCCGGGAGGCUGCAGCUCAGGCCAGGGUGGGCGUGGUGGAGGCCUGGCAGCAGAAUUACCGCGGAGGCGGCGCCAGGUUGAGCAAGCUGACCGAAAAGGAACCCUCUACUCUGGACUUCAUGCUGACCCUCAUUCCCCCGAUUCACAGGAAACGCAUGGCACAAGCAGCAGCCCAGGAAGCAGGCAGUGUCUCAGCGAGUGGCCAUUGGGAGCAAGCCCUGGCCCUUCUGACUGUGGCUGUGCGAGCCGCGGCAGAGCUUCGACCGCAGUUUCUGCGCCAACGGGCUGCUUGCCUCGCCCAGCUCGACCUGCAUGAACGGGCUGUGGCCGACCUGGACCGGGUCAUCCAGAGCCACGGUGACCCCUCCGACGCUACAGUCUCCGGAGCCCCAGACGAGCCUCACGUCUGGGCAGAUGACCUGUGUCAGCGAGGCCGCAGCCUGGUGCUGUGCUCCCACGAGGGGCCCGCCCUGGACGACUUCAGCCGGGCCCUGGAGCUCCACCGGGGCCAGGCUUUGCAGUGUGUGGAGGCCGGGCUGGGAAGGUCCCGCCUGGCCGAGUGCUUCCUGCGUAUGGCCCUGCAGCACUACGGAGAGCAGCAGCUCAGUAAGGCCUGGAGGUUGACCGAGAGCGGCCUGUUGGUGGACAGUGAGCACAUGGAGCUGCGCAGGCUCAGGGCCAGGGUCAAGCGGGAGCACUGCAGCCCCUGCAUUGUACACUAGAUUAGUGUACCUUUGUAGUGCCUUUGUCCCUUGAGAUACCAUUGUACUGUACUUUGGAAGAAACCAUUCCAAGUAAAGCUCACUUAAAGUAACUCUAUGACAAUUUGUUUUUAUGUACACUAAACCUCAGUUGAUUGCUACCGCAAAAAUAUUUAGAAUAUCAAAGGGGAAGCUGCAUUUAUAUCUUAUUCAGAAUGAGGGCUAAUAGAAUAAAUAAUGAGCAUUUCCCUUGGGUAGUAUUUUUGUAAACAUGGAAAAGUCAUAGAAUUUAUUUGUAAUAUGUGAGUAUUUUGCAAUCACAUUCCUGACAUUUAAUAGGAAAUGGCGUGGAAACAAUGGAUAUUCCUGGGUGCUUACUUCAAUUAAAUAUACUUGAUACCUGGCCUAUAUGGUGCCUUGUGGUGGUUGAAAGAAUCCCAAAGGAACAAACAAGUAACACAGGUUAUUUCUGUGUAAUUACGUUGGACUAUUUUACUACAUAACUAGUAAGACUGUAAAGAUGCAACUACACACAACAACUUUUGUUUUAUUUUUGUGUAUUUUUGAAUUCAUGUGUAAUAAACCAAAUGUCUUCGACACCAA
Molecule: messenger RNA, 5587 nt
Organism: Oncorhynchus nerka (sockeye salmon)
Lineage: Eukaryota; Metazoa; Chordata; Actinopteri; Salmoniformes; Salmonidae
Gene: ttc34
Product: tetratricopeptide repeat domain 34
Exons: 7
Coding region: 1646-5005 (1119 amino acids)
Molecular function (GO): protein binding
Source: RefSeq, a predicted model, not a curated record